UUCAAACGUCGUCGUUUCAUCGACCUUCUUCAAUUCUUCAAAACCCCCCUAACUUUCCCAUCAUUUUGAUUUCCAAAAUAAAUUAAAAUGGCAAUAAUUUUCUUCCUCCUCUCUCUUUCUUCGCUCCCAUUCCUUGAAUCGUCCCCUGACUCAAUCACUAUCCUCCGAGCCAACUCAACGAUUUACAGCCCCAACCGAACUUUCGAGCUCGGUUUCUUCACUCCGAACCCACAACUCGGCAACAUUUAUCUCGGAAUAUGGUAUGCCUCUCUUCCGACCCGAACCUAUGUUUGGGUUGCUAAUCGCCAUACCUCUCUCAAAGAUAACACCUCUGCUUCGCUUUCUCUCUCCUUUGACCAGCUCACCGUGUCUGACUCCGUCAACUUCGUUGUAUGGAGGUCUGAAAAUCUCCGUCCUGGUUCUCACCUCAGCCUCCUCGACUCCGGCAACCUUGUGCUUCUCUCUGCUUCAAACGACAUCGUUUGGCAGAGCUUCGACCACCCUUCCGACACGUGGCUACCUGGAAUGAACCUCAGCGCUGCUGGGUCCCUCACUUCGUGGAAGUCCUUGUUGGACCCUUCCCCUGGGAGGUAUUCCCUGAGGUUGAGACCACCGGCGUACGGUGAGAUCGAGCUUCUUUAUAACAGUACGAUGUCGUAUUGGAGUACCGGGAACUGGACCGGGGGCUCCUUCGCGAAUGUUCCGGAGAUGACGGUGGCGUACAUUUACCAGUUUUAUUUUAAGAAGGUGUUCACCAAAACAGCGUCGUUUGGGUUCUCGGAGGUUCCGGCGGCGACAGAAAACGGACCCCCGCCGUUCACCAGGUUCCACGUCAGCCCUACCGGGGAGCUCCGACAGUACACGUGGUCCCCGCAGACGGAGUUUUGGAACUCGUUCUGGGCCCGACCCGAAUCUCAAUGUCGGGUCUACGGGCUGUGCGGGGCGAACGGGAUAUGUUACGGCGAGAAUUUGAGGUCGUGUGGGUGCCCGCUUGGUUUCGAGCCCGCGGACGGGUUUGGUUGGGCCGGGGGGGAUUACUCCGGUGGGUGCCAGAGAUUGGGCAGUGGAGGGGAAGAGGGUGUGUGUGGGAAGGAUGACGGGUUUGUGAAGGUGGGUGGAAUGAGCUUCGAAGGAGCGAAAACGGUGUCGUUGCGAAGUGUGGGUAGCAAGGGUGAGUGUGAGAAGGGUUGUUUAGGGAAUUGUUCUUGUGUUGGGUUGGUAUAUAAUGAGAGGAUUAAUUUGUGCAAGAAUUUGUUUGGGGUUCUGAUUAACAUGAGGAAUUCGACCGCCGACGAUACCAUGGGCGGUGAUAAUGAGGUUUUGUAUCUUAGGGUAGGGAAAAAUGGAUUGAAAACCAAGGGUUUGAGUCACAAUAUGAUUGUUUUGAUUAGUAUAAUUUCUGGGUUAGUGGCAAUUUCAGUGGUUAUGUGUUUGAUUUUGUUGGUUGUAAGAAAGGAAGUGAGGAGGAGAAGGAAAGAGGAAGAAGAGGCAGCUUUAGCAGCAACUCAUUUGAGGGUUUUCUCCUAUAAGGAGCUCCAUGGGGCAACCCGAGGAUUCUCCGAGAAGCUUGGGCACGGUGGAUUUGGGACGGUGUUUCGUGGCACAUUGUCGGAUUCUUCUCUCGUGGCGGUGAAACGCCUUGAACGGCCAGGCAAUAGCGGAGAGAAAGAGUUUCGGGCUGAGGUAUGUACAAUUGGGAAUGUUCAGCAUGUGAAUUUGGUUAGAUUAAGGGGUUUUUGCACUGAGAAUUCUCAUAGGUUGUUGGUUUAUGAAUACAUGCCCAAUGGUCCGUUGAGUGCAUAUUUGAAGAAAGAUGGUAAUAAUAUGAGUUGGGAUGUUAGAUUUAGGGUGGCAAUUGGGACGGCCAAAGCUUUAGCUUACUUGCACGAAGAAUGUAGACAAUGUAUCAUUCAUUGUGAUAUCAAGCCUGAGAAUAUCCUUCUUGAUUCGGAUUAUAUCGCAAAAGUGUCUGAUUUUGGGCUAGCUAAGUUAAUAGGGCGUGAUUUUAGCAGGGUUUUGGCAACAAUGAGGGGAACUUGGGGGUAUGUAGCUCCAGAAUGGAUAUCUGGAGUGGCAAUUACCAAUAAGGCAGAUGUUUAUAGCUAUGGAAUGACAAUGUUGGAGCUUAUUGGAGGUAGAAGAAAUGUGGAAGCACCACCACCCUCACCACCUAAUAAUACAGAUGGGUGUGACGGGAGUGAUGGGACCCAUGGUAGUGGUGAUACAGGUGGUGGUGGUGAUAAGUGGUUCUUCCCACCAUGGGCAGCUAGGAAAAUAAUAGAGGGUAACAUGGAAGAGGUAGUGGAUUCAAGGCUAGGUGUGGCAUAUGAUAGAGUGGAGGCAGAGAGGCUUGGGAUGGUGGCGAUUUGGUGCAUACAAGACGACGAGGAGGCAAGGCCUUCAAUGGGAUUGGUGGUGAAGAUGUUACAAGGGGUUGUAGAGGUAAGUGUUCCUCCACCUCCUAAACUUCUUCAAGCUUUAGUAGCCGAGGAGUCUUCUGUCGGGGUUGUUUCUGGAAAUGUAGUUUCAGAUGUUGCCGGUUUUGGUUCUGAUGAUAAUAAUAACAUUAGAAUUUCUGUAGAUUCAGCAGCAUCCUCCCAUUCUCCUAGUCUUAGUAAUGCUGCUUCAGUAGCUACAAAUGCAAGUGUAUAAUAGAUGUAACUUAAUUCUGUUAUCUAAUGUGUAGUUAGUUUAAUGCAAAAGGCCAUCAUUUUUUAGUGCUGAA
Molecule: messenger RNA, 2725 nt
Organism: Spinacia oleracea (spinach)
Lineage: Eukaryota; Viridiplantae; Streptophyta; Magnoliopsida; Caryophyllales; Amaranthaceae
Product: G-type lectin S-receptor-like serine/threonine-protein kinase SD2-2
Exons: 1
Coding region: 88-2652 (854 amino acids)
Biological process (GO): recognition of pollen; protein phosphorylation
Molecular function (GO): ATP binding; protein serine/threonine kinase activity
Source: RefSeq, a predicted model, not a curated record